Baudoinia panamericana UAMH 10762 is the source of this 324-nucleotide messenger RNA. RefSeq lists its product as uncharacterized. Gene Ontology annotation, biological process: regulation of DNA-templated transcription. The transcript is spliced from 2 exons. The annotation marks the transcript as partial. The record is from RefSeq and is a predicted model, not a curated record. NCBI's taxonomy places the organism in Eukaryota, Fungi, Ascomycota, Dothideomycetes, Mycosphaerellales, Teratosphaeriaceae. Gene Ontology annotation, molecular function: RNA polymerase II cis-regulatory region sequence-specific DNA binding; DNA-binding transcription factor activity, RNA polymerase II-specific. Gene Ontology annotation, cellular component: nucleus.
AAGAAGCAAUCGAAAUGGUCCGCCGACGAAGACGCAUCGAUCAUCGAACUUCGCAACAACGGCAUGAAAUGGGAAGACAUCUCAAAGCACCUGCCAGGUCGCAGCGCGAUUAGUUGCCGGUUGCGGUAUCAGAACUACCUCGAGCGGAGAGCUGAAUGGGACGAGGAGAAGAAGAACAAGCUCGCGCGGCUGUACGAGAGGUUCAAGAAGGAGAUGUGGGAAAAGAUCUCCCGAGAAAUGCAACUCCCAUGGCGCGCCGCGGAGGCAAUGCAUUGGCAGAUCGGCGAGGUUGAGAUGGCACAACGCGCCAACGUGCCGGUCUUC